AUAAACGAACCGCCGAAUAAUGGAACAAGGUAGCUGGAGAUGGCUUUAUGCCGACCCGGUGUCUGUAAUCCCGCAUUCCGUCGCUCUCGUCUCCGGGCAUAUUCGAAACCCACCUCAUCAUUCCCAAAUUACCCUUCCACCUCGUCCAAAUUCGCAGACCUGCCAUUCCUGCGACAGAAGCCUCUCCGCGUAGCGUUGUUCUCCGGCGCAGUAUUUCCUUCAUCGGCGUCAUCAUCGUCCAUGGAAGCUCCUCCAGAAGGUUAUCGCAGGAAUGUUGGAAUCUGUCUCAUCAAUCCUUCCAAGAAGAUUUUUGCUGCUUCGAGGCUGGAUAUACCAGAUGCUUGGCAGAUGCCGCAGGGGGGCAUUGAUGAGGGUGAAGACCCAAAAGCUGCAGCCAUACGGGAACUAAAAGAAGAGACAGGAAUUAGCUCAGCAGAAGUUAUUGCAGAGUUGCCUUAUUGGUUGACAUAUGACUUUCCACCCGAGGUUCGAGAGAAACUUAGGCAUCAAUGGGGAUCUGACUGGAAAGGUCAAGCACAGAAGUGGUUUCUUCUUAAAUUCACUGGGAAUGAAGAAGAAAUUAAUCUUUUGGGUGAUGGAACUGAGAAACCCGAGUUUGGCAAGUGGUCAUGGAUGUCACCAGAACAAAUAGUUGAGCAUGCUGUGGAUUUUAAGAAGCCUGUUUACAAGGAAGUUCUGGCUGGUUUUGCUCCCCAUCUUCAAUAACAAGAAACUAUUUCUCAAGUUUUCGCAUGGUUAAAGUAUACAUGCUGAUAACUUUAGUUAAAUAAGCCGGGUUAAAUUGACAAUGAGUUGCACUUCAGGUUAUCAGCUUGGAUGUCUCUUUUACUGUAAGGAUUUGAUAUGAUUAUAGUUGAGCAGCCUAAAGCUAGCAUGAAAUAAUUGGAUCUG
Messenger RNA from Tripterygium wilfordii, 912 nucleotides. RefSeq names its product nudix hydrolase 26, chloroplastic-like. Gene Ontology annotation, biological process: nucleoside phosphate metabolic process; ribose phosphate metabolic process. The transcript has 6 exons. The record is from RefSeq and is a predicted model, not a curated record. Gene Ontology annotation, molecular function: guanosine-3',5'-bis(diphosphate) 3'-diphosphatase activity; bis(5'-adenosyl)-pentaphosphatase activity. NCBI's taxonomy places the organism in Eukaryota, Viridiplantae, Streptophyta, Magnoliopsida, Celastrales, Celastraceae. Bases 40 to 726 code for a protein of 228 amino acids. Gene Ontology annotation, cellular component: chloroplast.